AUGGAUCUGAGGGGUGUCAGCAGAGAGAAUGAAAGUCACCCUCUCCGUGGCAGGUCUGACAAGGAAAAGGACACCAUAGAGGACAGCUACCAGCAGACACUGUUGCUCCUUCUUGCCCUGGUGACCUUGGCUAAGUGGAACAGAGCUGACUCUGACUGUUUAUAUGCUUCUUCCAAAGAUUUUAUAGCGAAAGAACUGGGGAUGUGCUCAGAAUCAAGACUGAGACCUAGAGAAAAGCUAAUGAUCAACCCACAGCACACAAUUAGUGAACAACAUAACAUGGCCUACAAAUCAUGGAACUUGACUCCUACACAGAGAGCUGGACGUCAAUCUCCGAUAGUCAUAGAGCCUUUCGAGGGCGGUGGAGAGUCAGGGGAGGGUGACAGAGAGGAGAAGCCAUUGCAGCAACAGCUUGGAAGAGGGAGCUGGACAGCUCUGGCAAGAGCCCGAGCUGGAGCCAGGGAGAAAAACCUGCUGGCUCCAGGAAACGCUAGGUUGCUGCAAAGAGGGGCGGGGAGAAGGCGGGGGCGCUGCACGCAGCGCGCUGGCUCCAGCGGUGCCCGCGGGGAAUGUGACAUCAGCGGCGCCGGGCGCUUGCGGCUGGAGGAGGCAGCUCGCCUCGGCUGCGCGGUGCACACCUCGCCCGGGGGAGGACGCGGACCCCGUCAGGCGGGCGGUAUGUCGGCGAAGGAGAGGCCAAAGGGCAAAGUGAUCAAGGACAGCGUUACCCUCCUGCCCUGCUUUUAUUUUGUCGAGUUACCUAUACUGGCAUCAUCAGUGGUUAGCCUCUACUUCCUUGAACUCACUGAUGUCUUCAAACCUGUACACUCUGGAUUUAGCUGCUAUGACCGGAGCCUUAGCAUGCCAUACAUUGAGCCCACCCAGGAGGCCAUUCCGUUCCUCAUGUUGCUCAGCCUGGCUUUUGCUGGACCUGCAAUUACGAUUAUGGUAGGGGAAGGAAUUCUCUACUGUUGCCUGUCCAAAAGAAAAAGUGGAGUUGGACUAGAGCCUAACAUUAAUGCUGGAGGCUGUAACUUCAACUCUUUUCUUAGAAGAGCCGUCAGAUUUGUUGGCGUUCAUGUGUUUGGGCUGUGUUCAACAGCUCUCAUCACAGAUAUCAUACAACUGUCCACUGGAUACCAAGCCCCAUAUUUUCUGACUGUGUGCAAGCCAAAUUAUACAUCUUUGAAUGUGUCUUGCAAAGAGAAUUCCUACAUUGUGGAAGACAUUUGUUCAGGAUCUGACCUCACAGUUAUCAACAGUGGCAGGAAGUCAUUCCCUUCUCAACAUGCGACCCUGGCUGCCUUUGCAGCUGUGUAUGUUUCGAUGUACUUCAAUUCUACAUUAACUGAUUCUUCUAAGCUUCUCAAACCUCUCUUGGUUUUCACAUUUAUCAUCUGUGGAAUCAUCUGCGGGCUAACACGGAUAACUCAGUAUAAGAACCACCCAGUUGAUGUCUAUUGUGGCUUUUUAAUAGGAGGAGGAAUUGCAUUGUAUUUGGGUCUGUACGCUGUGGGGAAUUUCCUGCCCAGUGAAGAGAGUGUGUUUCAGCACAGAGACGCCCUCAGAUCUCUAACAGACCUCAAUCAAGACCCCAGCCGGGUUUUGUCAGCUAAAAAUGGUAGCAGCAGCGAUGGAAUUGCUCACACCGAAGGCAUCCUCAACCGAAACCACAGAGAUGCUAGCUCCCUAACAAACCUCAAAAGGGCGAACGCUGACGUGGAGAUCAUCACGCCUCGGAGCCCCAUGGGGAAGGAGAACAUGGUGACCUUCAGCAAUACCCUGCCCAGAGCCAACACGCCGUCGGUGGAAGACCCUGUCCGAAGGAAUGCGAGCAUUCACGCCUCUAUGGAUUCUGCUCGAUCCAAGCAGCUCCUCACUCAGUGGAAGAAUAAGAAUGAAAGUCGGAAGUUGUCGCUGCAAGUUAUGGAGUCCGAGCCGGGGCAUUCGCCGCCCAGAUCCAUAGAAAUGAGGUCCAGCUCGGAGCCCUCCAGGGUUGGGGUGAAUGGAGAGCACCACGGUCCUAGCAAUCAGUACCUCAAGAUCCAACCCGGCACUGUCCCGGGCUGUAACAACAGCAUGCCUGGAGGGCCCCGGGUGUCCAUCCAGUCCCGCCCCGGCUCCUCACAGCUGGUCCACAUCCCGGAAGAGACCCAGGAAAACAUUAGCACCUCCCCCAAAAGCAGCUCAGCUCGCGCCAAGUGGCUGAAAGCAGCCGAGAAGACAGUGGCCUGCAACCGGAGCAACAGCCAGCCGCGCAUCAUGCAGGUGAUAGCCAUGUCCAAGCAGCAGGGCGUCCUGCAGAGCAGCCCCAAGAACAACGAGGGCAGCACGGUCACCUGCACCGGCUCCAUCCGCUACAAGGCCCUGACCGACCACGAGCCCAGCGGGAUCGUGAGAGUGGAGGCUCACCCCGAGAACAACAGGCCCAUCAUCCAGAUCCCGUCCACCGAGGGCGAGGGCAGUGGCUCGUGGAAGUGGAAGGCUCCCGAAAAGGGCAGCCUGCGCCAAACUUACGAGCUCAACGACCUCAACAGAGACUCAGAAAGCUGCGAGUCCCUGAAAGACAGCUUCGGCUCCGGAGAUCGCAAGAGAAGCAACAUUGAUAAUAACGAACAUCACCACCACGGAAUCACCACCAUCCGGGUCACCCCUGUGGAGGGCAGCGAGAUAGGCUCAGAGACGCUGUCCAUCUCUUCCUCUCGUGACUCCACCCUGAGAAGGAAGGGCAACAUCAUUCUAAUCCCUGAAAGAAGCAACAGCCCCGAGAACACCAGAAAUAUCUUCUACAAAGGGACCUCUCCCACGCGAGCCUAUAAGGACUGAGUGAUGACCAUUCAGUCAUUUGGGUGACCCCCCACCCAAGACCUCGUGUUGAUUCUACUGUUCCAGAGGAUUAGGAAGCCUUCUUGCCAAAUUAGAUUGUUCACCAUCAGCCCAGAACUCUACUAACUCUUGAGAACUACCACACUGAACUUGUAGACUUGACAUCUAGGGAGGGGAAAAGCACAAUGCAAGAACCUAACUAAUGUGAUGAUGUGAGGAGUUUUCUUUUUAAGACCUGUCAUCCAAUGUAAAAGGUUUUGCAGAGGGUGGUAUCAAAAGAAAGUGGUUUCCUUCUAUGUAUGCUAUUUUACUUCCUGAAUGUGCCAACUUUGGAGAUUUUUUUUUCUUUAUAAUUAGCUGUGGGAAUCCACAACACACAGGUUUUUCCCUACAGCAGAGGCCAUGCAGUAUUAUAUAUUCACUUUACAGAAUCUGCACCUCAAGCUCAGUAUGGGUGGUGCUGACUAUUAUAGUACAUAUACCAUGUAAACUCUCAAACUCUAUUUAGCUGUGAAGUAGUGGUGUGCAAUUCCUUGUAAAAGAAAUGCUACUUUAUUAAGAAGAUGCUGGCUACUUUGUGUUAGAGUAGGACAACCGCAGCUUCCCUGUAGUGGCUCUCACAGUAAAGGUAAAAACAAAACGUUUUAUGUGCAUUUCUUCAAAAUUAUGCUUUCUUCAACAUCAAAACUGUAUAGGAAUAUUUUCAGUGAAAGGGAAUAACUAGUACUUUUUCUGCAUAGUUUUUCUGCUGCUUAUUAUUUAUUUAAGUACAGGUACUG
Messenger RNA from Fukomys damarensis (Damara mole-rat), 3605 nucleotides. It is a transcript of the gene Plppr4, whose product is annotated as phospholipid phosphatase related 4. Gene Ontology annotation, molecular function: phosphatidate phosphatase activity. Lineage: Eukaryota; Metazoa; Chordata; Mammalia; Rodentia; Bathyergidae. The record is from RefSeq and is a predicted model, not a curated record. Bases 1 to 2826 code for a protein of 941 amino acids. The transcript has 9 exons. Gene Ontology annotation, biological process: axonogenesis; phospholipid metabolic process; phospholipid dephosphorylation.